Tilletiopsis washingtonensis is the source of this 3120-nucleotide messenger RNA. RefSeq lists its product as hypothetical. Bases 275 to 2803 code for a protein of 842 amino acids. Gene Ontology annotation, cellular component: nucleus; cytoplasm; nucleotide-activated protein kinase complex. NCBI's taxonomy places the organism in Eukaryota, Fungi, Basidiomycota, Exobasidiomycetes, Entylomatales. The transcript has 3 exons. The record is from RefSeq and is a predicted model, not a curated record. Gene Ontology annotation, molecular function: protein kinase binding. Gene Ontology annotation, biological process: signal transduction.
UCCCUCCAGCCGCUGCCUCCUUCUCUCCAUCCACACCGCCCGCUCACUCACGCCUCCCGCCGCACCGCGCUCUCGUGCUACCUGACGCAUCGUCGCCUGCGCCUCUGCGCCCCCGCAUCCGCGUGGCGAGGCUCUUCCGCGCCUUGCGCUCCGUGCGUGAGCCAGCUGGCGGCCGCCUCUGUGCUGCGUCCAGCGCACCUCGAGCACGCUCCGCGCUCCUCCGAGCUCUCCUCACGUCCGACCCUCGUCGCGAUCCGCGCGCCGCGUCGCUCGCAUGGGCAACAGCCAGUCGAGCGAGAGCGCCGGCGGCGCCAAUGGCAUGCCGCCGGGCACGCGGCCGCGCUCGCCCUCGCUGCGCCGCACCAGCACCACUGGCUCGACGCCCGUCUCUCCGCGCGGCGCUGCUGCAGGAGGAGCGGCAGCGUCGCAUCUCCACGCUCGCGGCCCGCACCGCGGUCAGGCCGGCGGCGGCAGUCUGCGCUUGCCUGGGCGCAGCGCCGCCGCUGAUGCCGCCUCGGGCUCGGCCGCUGCUGCGAAGACACCGCGCUCGCGCUCACGCAGCGGCAGUGCGGCGCUCUCGGGCGCUGCUGGCGCAGGCAGCUCGUCGCCGUGGCGCUCCACCAGCGGCGCAAGUGAUGCUGCGCCGACCUUCCGGCGAAAGAAGAGCAUCGAGCUGACGGACCCAGACGGAGUAGCACCUAUCACGCCGUCAGGACUCUCACGCAAGGCGCCCGGCACGCUGAGUGCGCCCGGCUUCGAGCCACACCUUGCGGUCUCGCCCUUUCCGAGUCCGUCUGUCGCGACGACUUCGCAGUACGCCAGCGGCACGUCCAGCCACCUGCGCUCGAGUCUCGCGUCGCAUCAGCAUUCCGCCAGCGGCGGCGUCGGCGGCGUGUCGAGCCCGCAGGCAAUCUCGGGCAUUGCAGCCGUCGCGCCGAGCCAACGAGGCAUCUUCAGCGAUGCCGGCGGUGCUGCCGAGUCGCUCGGCACCGUCUCGUCGACGCCCGCAGCUCGCAGCCCAUCAGGUGCUAUCACGUCUGGCGGCGACGAUGGCCAAGCAGACGACGGCAGUGGAGUCACGCGCGACCCGCUCGGUCGCCAGCUGCCUGCAGCGCUGCCGUCCUACCUCAAGAUUCCCACUUUAAUCCCGAGCACCUACGCAUCGCCGCCCGGCUCUCUGGCGUCGUCUCCAACUCGGCAGGGCGAGAUGCGCUCGGCGUGGAUGGACGAGACGCUGCACGCCCCGACGCUGGCGCCCGUUGGCGCGGCAGCCGCUGUGCUGAACACCGAGGAUGUGCUGUUCAAGCCGGGAAGCGCCAGCAAGGCCAGCUCGCCGGAACGAUCAUCGUCGCCCGCCGGCAAUGGCGCGGCGCCGGGCGCCAGCGACGGCAUGUCGACGCCUGCGCCAGCCGACCAGAUCGCGGCGGAGCUGACUGCGGCAUCCGAGGUGGACCUGGAACCGAAGGACGGAAGUCAAGCGUUGGCAGCCGAGGGCGCAGACGACAGGCCGUCGCGGAGCCACACACCUGUCGACCCUGAGGCGGAGGGUGAAGCGACGAGGCGCGAACGCACGCCCACUCCGAGCAGCAGCGGUGCGCCGCAGGCGCUGACGCCGCGAGCCGAGCCUGACGAGCCGAACUUGGAUGCUGGCUCAAGGCGGCGAAGCGGCGACUUCUCAGACACGCCAAGCUCGGGCAGCAGCACGCGGCGCGCCGGCGUCAAGGUGUUCACUGGCAUCGAGUCGGGCGUCAACACGCCGGCCUUUCCGCCGAUCGCUGGCACGGGUUUUGGCAGACACCAAGACGUGCCUCGCGUCCCGGUGCGCGGGUUCGACGUGCCUGUGCAGUCGCCGAGUGUUCAGGAGCCGCCGACGCCAACGCGAGCCGACACAGCGCGGCCGAGCGAUGCACGGCCCACGCCACUCACGCCCACGCCUGCUGCGCCAGCGGACGGGCGCUACCGUCCGCCAACAGGUCCAGCCAUGCCUGUGACGGUGACGUGGGCGGGCGGCGGACGCGAGGUCUUUGUGACGGGCACCUUUGCCAACGAGUGGCGCAGCAAGGUGCCGCUGAAGCGCUCGAGCCGCAAGGACCACUCCAUCGUGCUGCACCUCGAGCCCGGCACGCAUCGGCUCAAGUUCAUCGUCGACGACCGCUGGCGCGUCAGCCGCGACCUGCCCACGGCCACGGACGGCAGCGGCAAUCUCGUCAACUACAUCGAGAUGGCGAUCCCCGACGACCCUGACCCCACGGAACAGACGCACACGGCUGCCGAGGCGGCGGAGAAGCGGCGCUCGGGCGGCGCGCUGGCUGGACACGGCAACACGAUGGACCUGCGCGAGCAGGCGCGACGCGCAGAGGCGAUCCGACGAGGCGAGCUGGAGGAGGUCUUCGGGCCGAACAAAGCCCGCGAGGAGAUCUGGACGCAGGAGAUCCCGGCGGCCGUCAUCGCAGCGCAGGAGGCCGAGGAGGCCUACCGCGAUGCAUGCGAGGCAGCCGCCGCCAGUGGCCGUGCCGCACCGGGCAGCAAGGACGGGCCGCCGCCGCCGUCUCUGCCGACGCCGCCGCUGCUGCCGCGGCAGCUCUCGACGGUGCUUCUCAACGCCUCGCCCGCCAAUCCGGCCGUCGCACAGGCGACGGGCGGCACGGUCGACGACCUCAGUCUGCUGCCUGCGCCGCCAAACAGUGCCAUCCUGCACCACCUCACGGCGUCGGCGAUCAAGAACGGCUGCGUCGCUGUCGGCACGACGAUCCGCUUCAAGAAGAAGUACGUCUCGACGCUCCUCUACACCAGCAGCUCUUGAUUGGUCACCUCGUCUCGUGCUCCCCAACUCGUCUCGUCCGUCCUGGCUCAUUCCGCCCUCGCAUUCGCUCCUUAGCCGCGUCGCUUCACGCUCCGCAAAGCACCCUCACACGCCUAGACGAGGCCGGUCCGCUCCUGGCGGGCUGCCUCAACGCUUUCUCGCUCAUCCUACACUACUCGUCUCUGCUUCCUUCUCCAUCACCCUCUUCCUCAUUCUGGUCGGCGUGAGCUGGGCCAGUAGACCUUGCGCUGCCCACUCUGACCAUCUUCUUACCCCACGUGCGCGGCCUCUGCGCCUGUAACAACAUCGUCUCCUAG